Messenger RNA from Torulaspora globosa, 1263 nucleotides. It is a transcript of the gene ORC6, whose product is annotated as origin recognition complex subunit 6. Gene Ontology annotation, cellular component: nuclear origin of replication recognition complex. The coding region runs from base 1 to 1263 and encodes 420 amino acids. The transcript has a single exon. Gene Ontology annotation, biological process: DNA replication. Gene Ontology annotation, molecular function: DNA binding. NCBI's taxonomy places the organism in Eukaryota, Fungi, Ascomycota, Saccharomycetes, Saccharomycetales, Saccharomycetaceae. The record is from RefSeq and is a predicted model, not a curated record.
AUGUCGAAUACACAGAUCCAAAAAUGCAUUAGGGAUGUAUUGGGUAUCGAUGAUGAAGAGAAAAGUGACUGGAAUCAGAGUCAUAUGAGGAAGUUGUUGUCAGCCACGUCGACGCUCUACAAUGCAUCUUUGAAUAAGGUAAUGUUGAAACAGGGGGAAGAGACGGCAAGGUGCCACCUGUGUGCCUACAUUGCAGCCGAAAGGUUGGCAGAAAAGCAUGUGAAGGAUCUUCAAUAUUACAUGGACAGAAUUCCCUUGGAGCCGAAGAAGAUUCGUAACUUACUGGAGCUCUUCCGGCAACAGAUAUUCCAAUCGUCGCCAGUCAAGAAUUUCAGCUGGACUCCCAGUCCUAAAAAGAGGAGGUCUCCUGUCAAGGAUGGAGGCAGGUUUACCGCCAAGGAUCCGAACGAGUUACGGAAGCAAUUGUUUGGGACGCCAACCAAACUGCCGCCAGACGUUGGCACACCCCGCAGCGCGAUCGAAGUCACGGCUUCCAAAAGCAGCCCAAGUCCGUCUAGGGCCAGAAGAAAGCUUGCAUUCGAGGAAGAUACAGUAGACGACCAAUUCGAAUCUCCCACCAAGAAGAGACGCACUGCACCCCCAUCUAGCAGCUUAAUCAAUGACCCAAGAACGCAGGUCGGAGAUGACGAAGCGUUGGACUUGUCAAGCAAUCAACCUAAAGGAAAGAAAGCAAGAGAGGCAAGGAGACAGGAGAGUCCCAGUAAGAAAAGUACUGGCACAAGAACUCAGUCCAGAACGGACAACUGCCUGCUGCGAAAGAAGCACUCUAAGGUGGCUUCAGCUGAGGUGAUCGAUCUGUGUAAUCAAUUCGAGAUUCCCAAAGACGUCGCCUACAGCAUCCUCGAUCACUACGUGGCCUACGCGUCUUUCUUAGUCUGCCCCUGGCAGUUGCUCUGCGGACUAGUGCUGAAUGCUACCUUAGUCGUGUUCACUGAGAGAAGGAGGAAAGACCCAAGAGUAGACCAUCUCAUAUUCGAAAAGAUGGCAGGCCUCAUGAAAACCUCCCGAAUAGAGGACAUCAUCGAAACACUGGCUCUCGUCAAAGAGUUGCUCGAAGGUGAGAAAUGGUUUAGAGAUUUGCAAGUCAAACACAAUUACUACGAUGGUGCAUGUUACGAAGAAGCCAUAUCGGCAAAGCUCGGCUCUAUGUUACAGCCGAACAAUAUCCUUGUAAGCGACGAGCAAUUGGCCAAUUGGAGAAGGAAGGUCGAGCAGGAAUUGUCUCUGAGAGACCUCGAGUGA